Messenger RNA from Cadophora gregata, 649 nucleotides. RefSeq lists its product as uncharacterized. The record is from RefSeq and is a predicted model, not a curated record. The transcript is spliced from 2 exons. Bases 104 to 583 code for a protein of 159 amino acids. Lineage: Eukaryota; Fungi; Ascomycota; Leotiomycetes; Helotiales; Ploettnerulaceae.
AAAAAAUAUUGCACCAACUGCAAAAUGGCCAAUCACAACACUGUAGAUUGUACCAGAGGCAGUAAGAAAGAAGGUCACAAGACCUUGCAGAUGGUGCCAGGAGAUGCAUUUGGACAAAGACUGCCCCACUAGAAUUUGCAGCAGGAAUGACAAUGGCUAUGUCACUGCCACCAAUCAAGGACAGGCUGUGUUCAGAGACGUCUUUGGCAUUGCCGAGUUUGACACUCCUUGCCAAUACUGCAGCGGCCAGCAUCUCAGCACCAACUGCCCCAAUACCGUCGAGCAACCUGUAGACCAAUACCAAUACCAACGGUAUCCUGCACAGCCAGUGCAAUACGUGCGGCCGGUCAAGAGUCUCUGGGAUGUUUGCGAUGAGAUUGAUGAGGAGUUCGUUGUUGGAGAUCCUUGGUAUCCGGCCACGAGAUUCGGCGCUGUGAAUCCGAAUCAGUUUCCCACGCACUACACCCAGGGGGUUUGUGCAGCUGUGUACCACCAGCAGAAACAGUAUGUGGAUAGGGAUGGCGAUUGCUAUAUGGAUAUGAUGGAUGGUGAAUGGGAGAAUCCUAAUAUUUGUCGAUGGUAAGUAGGAAUGUGGGCUGGUCCCAAACUUACCCAGGUAGGUAGACUUCAGCUUGAAGCUUUUAAUGUG